Hevea brasiliensis (rubber tree) is the source of this 1303-nucleotide messenger RNA. RefSeq lists its product as uncharacterized. The transcript is spliced from 2 exons. Gene Ontology annotation, cellular component: mitochondrion. NCBI's taxonomy places the organism in Eukaryota, Viridiplantae, Streptophyta, Magnoliopsida, Malpighiales, Euphorbiaceae. Bases 219 to 1124 code for a protein of 301 amino acids. The record is from RefSeq and is a predicted model, not a curated record. Gene Ontology annotation, biological process: mitochondrial respiratory chain complex I assembly; biosynthetic process.
GGGUUGAAAAAAAAAAAAAGAAAAAAGUAUACUGCUUUCUUGGAGGCUGCAGUAUGUUGAGGAAGAUUCGAAACGAACUACUUUCCUUUCUUUAGAUCUCUCGAGUCUUGACUUGCCAUCGAGGAUUGCCAUUUAGAUUUUGAAGCUUCAAUUGGAAAAUGGUUUGCACUUAACUAUCCUCCAUAUUACUCUUUUGGGGGAACUACACUGGGCAUUUGAUGAAAGGUGUUUCUAGUAGCUUACGUGCAGCUUUCUCCUCCUGUGUACAACAAGUUCGAAAUUAUGAUUACCAUCACUAUCUCUGCCUCCUCGAGCUUCCCCCUAACAUGCGAAAGGCUGCAUUUGCCCUUCGUGCCUUGAACGUUGAAACUGCCAGAGCCAUGGAUGUUGCUUCAGAUCCCAGGAUUGGUCUUAUGCGCCUCCUCUGGUGGCAAGAAACUAUAGAUAAGAUUUAUUCCAACAAGUUGGUUGAGCACCCAACAGCGCAGGCCCUCUCAUCGGUGAUAUCUGAAAAUAGAAUUACUAAGGGUUGGUUGAAACGGUCUGUUGAAGCACGCAUCAAUGAUGCAAGGAGGGGUGUUACUGACAUCCCAGAAACUUUAGAAGAGUUGGAAAAAUAUGCCGAAGACACUGUAUCAACAAUGCUAUACAUGACACUUCAAGCUGGUGGCAUCAGGUCCACUGCAGCUGACCAUGCAGCAUCUCAUGUUGGUAAGGCAAGUGGCCUUCUAUUGCUACUUAGGUCAAUUCCAUAUCAUGCUAGUCGCAACCGACACUUUUCAUAUAUACCAACUGAUGUGGCAGCAAAACAUGGGUUAUUAGCCAAAGAUGGCGGUCGAUCAGAAGUCCACGUGGAUUCACGUGAGGACUUAUGUGAUGCUGUCUUUGAGAUGGCAUCAGUAGCUAAUGCCCAUUUGCAGAAGGCUCGUGCAUUGGCUGGAACAGUUCCUGCUGAGGCUCGCCCAGUGCUUUUGCCAGCUGUUCCUGCCCAGGUUCUCUUGGACUCCCUGAGUAGGGUGCAGUUUGACGUGUUUGAUCCAAGAUUAGAACGAGGAGUUCUGGGCAUUCCACCUUUGUGGUACCAAUUGAAAUUAAAGUGGUCGUCAUGGAGGGGGGAAUACUGAUAACUUAGUAAUCCAUUCAACGGGAAAGUUGGUGGGGUGGACAAUGCUAGAGAAUUGUCAUACUUUUGGUUCCUUUACAAUAAGGGGAUUGUUUUUCACAAGAAACAUGGUCCUAUCCUCCGCUAGUGCACGUUUCGUUUUUGGAAUUUCCUUGAUAAUGGCAUUGUCUGGUUUUGAAA